This is a messenger RNA of Notodromas monacha, 5196 nucleotides long. The record is from the annotation of a GenBank genome assembly. Lineage: Eukaryota; Metazoa; Arthropoda; Ostracoda; Podocopida; Cyprididae.
AUGGAUGACAGGACAGUGGAUCGUGUCUUUGCUGGCAGUUUGGACAAUCUUCCGCCGGUUAGCUCAAAGAUUGUCCGCAUUUUCACCAGCUCAACGUUUACGGACACCACUCUGGAGAGGAACACAUUGAUGGCGGAGGUCUACCCGAGAUUGAAGGAAUACUGCAGGGAGAAACAUGGUCUCGAAUUCCAGGUGGUGGACAUGAGAUGGGGUGUGAGAGAUGAAGCGACGGAUGAUCACAUGACGACGGAAUUGUGCAUGAAAGAGAUAGAGAAUUGUCAACGAUUAUCCAUGGGCCCCAACUUUGUUGUGAGCUUGUCUUUUGAAAUUAUUUCCUAUAACAAUGAGGCCUUCCAUUAUAACAGGUUUGCUGGCAGGGUAUUCUUGGGGCAAAAGUACGGAUAUCGACCAAUCCCGACUUACAUCCUCGGUUCCGAACUGGACAUGAUUCGCGAAAGCCUGAUUUCUCUCUCCAUCGACGGAACGUGUUUGGACAAAUGGUAUCGAAAAGACUCCAACGCAGUCCCUUGUGUUUACAUCUUGCAGCCGAUAUCAUCUAUUCUCGUCAAUUUCAAUAACAAGAGGGUUCCGAAGCUACAAGCUCACGAUCAAGCGACGUGGUGGGACACGCUUGGGAAGAUGCAAAAACUAUUGCGAAAAGCUGCUCAAACCCUUUUUGAGUCCGGGAAAAUGGGGAAAGACGAGCAUCACAAUUACUUCAUGUCAGUGACGGAGCGAGAAGUGAUCAACGGAGUGCUGAAUGUCAAAAAUACCAAGAAUCAUUGUUUGGCGUAUGUGCGGUACAUCAACAACAUCAAUUUGCAAAAUCUGCGGAGGGCAUCGCAGUUUGUUGACAUUGUGAAUAGGAAUAUCGACAUCGAAGCCACCAAGUUGUUGGCCAAUUUAAGAGACGAACGCCUGGGAAACAAAAUCGAGUCCACGAAUAUGCAGAGAUACACCGUGGAGUGGAUUGGCAGAGAAGGCUUGGACAAGGUGACUCACGAAGAAUAUUUGCAGCAUUUCAUCACCCAUUUCUAUCGGAAUAUGACGAAAUUGGUGGACAGAGCGAUGAGAAAAGAAGAUUCGUCAACUCAGGGGCAAAUUAUCACCGAAAUUCUGCAACACUUGCAUGCUUGUAACAAUUCCGUCAAGGUUUUCUAUGGCAGAGAAGAAUCUUUGGAGAGAAUUAAACAAGUCAUCACUGGACUGGACGAUCGCCCGCUAGUUUUGCACGGAGAAGGCGGCUGUGGAAAGACUUCUUUGCUGGCAAAGGCUGCUAGUAUGUCAAUCGAAUGGCUUCCCACAGCGAAACCCGUGCUGAUUCUUAGGUUUUCUGGCACGACUCCGGAUUCCUCGGCUUUGACGCCGCUACUGACUUCUCUUUGUCAGCAGAUCUCUUACAACUACAUGUUGCCGUAUGAAGACAUUCCGGACGACCUCGUUCCGCUGACGGCGCAUUUCAAGCAGCUUUUGACCUACGCUACAGAGGAACAACCCUUACUGGUGUACUUGGACUCCGUUGAACAACUGACAGGAGCACAAGAUGCCAACAAGAUGUCGUGGCUGCCGACGCAGUUGCCUCUGAAUGUGAAGAUUGUAGUUUCUUGUGUUUCGGAAGAGGGAAGACCAGAGGUAUCACAAGAAUACCACCUGUUGCGAAAAAUGAUAGAAGGCGACGAACAUUUCCUUGAAGUUGCUGCGUUGGGAGAAGAACUCGCCAUCAACAUCAUCAGGAGAUGGAUGAAGAAUGCACACAGAGAUCUGACGAAUUAUCAGUGGCGCCUGGUUUCCAACACUCUUAGCAAAAGCUCUUUGCCAAUUUUCGUGAAGCUCGUUUUUGCGGAAAUCUGCCGAUGGAAGUCAUAUUCUAGACCCCAGGACACUCACCUGGCGUCGAAUGUCAUGGACUCCAUCAUGAUGCUGUUCGAGAGGAUAGAAAUUCAGCAUGGCAGAACGUUGGUGUUUCAUGCCCUGGCAUACAUCACUGCUUCAAAGAGUGGUUUAUCCGAGUCAGAGUUGGAAGAUUUGCUGUCCUUGGAUGACAAAGUUCUGGACGAUGUCUAUCAAUACCACUUGCCUCCCGUUCGUCGCAUUCCGCCUCUGUUGUGGACUCGGAUUAGGAAUGAUUUGCCUAAUUACUUGUCUGAACGGGAGGCCGAUGGGGUCAGUGUUCUCAACUGGUAUCACAGACAAUUCAAGGAAACAGCAAAAGAACGAUAUUUCAAGAAUCAGAACAUGGGGAUCUACUUCCACUCCUUGAUCGCGGAUUAUUUUCUCGGAAUUUGGGGUGGCGGAACUCCGAAACCGUUCCGUUUCACUGAAAUCCAGAGACACAGGUUCGGAUUGAAAGAUAAGGACGGAUUGGCAGAUCGAAAGGUUCCUCUCCAGCCACUGGUUUACUACAACAAGGACGGAAAAGUUUCUCGUUACAACUUACGAAAGUUUGGAGAACUGCCGUUCCACCUGGUUCGUGCGAAACGGUUCCAAGAUUUGUAUGAACACGUGCUGUUCAAUUAUCGCUGGCUUCACGCCAAACUUUCCUCAUGCCCACUUCAAGCAGUUUUGAGCGACUUUGAAGACGCUUGCGCUAAUUUGGAUGACAGAGAAGCAACCAGGGAGAUCAUGCUGGUGGCUGACGCGCUGCGCUUGGGUGGAGCGAUUCUGAGCACAUAUCCGGACAUGUUGGCACCUCAGCUGAUCGGACGAUUGUUGCCUGAAAUGCCCACAAAUGAGAACGUGAUGAAGUUGAUUCAGCAGUGUGACGUAGAUGGGCCGGAUCAUUGUGCCCUAAUUCCGGUUUACCACUGCUUGCAUACUCCUGGUGGUCCACUGAAGUAUUCGUUGGAGGGUCACCAGUUCGCAGUUUUCGGGUUCUGUUUGACAUCCGACCUCCGGUAUAUCGUGUCGGUGUCGAACAAGUUCAUCACGUGGGAUUUAUCGACGAGUGACUUGGCCAGAGAAGUGUGUCCCGGUGUGGAAGGCAUCAUGCAGAGUCUUUGCCUAUCUCCCGACAACCGACACGCUGUUGCAUUCACGAACAACAAUCAAACUGUGCUCUUGAACAUGUUGAUCGGAGAGUACAUAAUCAUCGAGAAUCCACUGGACGACAAUGACGGGAUCGUUGGGACGUUAUUGAGCGAUUCCCAGUUGGUGAUCUAUGGCAACUGGAGCUGGGCAGUGUUCAGCAUGAAAGGGAAACUUGUUGACACGAUCAAACCGUCCAACCCCGGCAAGCGGAUCUUUCUGAUGGACUUCAUUUCCGAAUCCAACUAUUUCGUGUUCCUGUGGAACGGAGAUGCAGAAGAACCUGAUCUCCAGGUUCAAUCAGUCUGCGAGGGCAACAGUGACGAAGAAGCAAUCAAUUUCCACAGUGCACUGGUAAUGAAUGCUGUGAAAGAUGUCCUCUUCUCGUGUCAACACGGACACGAAAAUGUCGUUUUUGAAUUCAAGAGAGGAGACGGUGGAUGGGUUCAAGGUCGCGACUUCCCAGACUGUGGCAAAAAGCUUUUGAUGCUGGCUUUCACGUCCAACGAGCAGUUCUUGGUUGGCACUUAUAUGCAGGGCUUCGUGGUCUAUGGACUGGAAAGUGACAAGUUCAUCACAAUGGAAUUGCCCGAAGGAGUGAGGAACAUUUCAACGAAGAUUUUGCAGUCCAACUCCGCAGUUCUCUCUCGUGACAAGGAGUACUUGACUGCUGGUGUGAGGAAAAAUCUGUACGUUUGGAGCAUGAUUUCGGGUGACUUGCUCAUCAGUCUGGACGCGCACUUCGCAAGGAUAAUUUCCAUGACGUCUUUGACGAUUGGGAACUGGAAUUCUGUGAUCACGUCUUCCAUCGACCGGACAGUCAAAGUAUGGAAUUUGAACAACAUCUUCGAGCAAGUUCAUGUCAUUGACCGUCAUGAGAUGCAAAUUGACAAUAUCAGUUUGAGUCCUGGGGCCGAUUUAGCUGUGAGUGUGACCAGAUCUUGCGUUGGAGUCUGGUGCUUGAGGCGAGGGAAGCUUUUGGCGAAAUUGGCAGAUUCACCAUUGGGAGCAAUUGUGACUCAUGCAGAAGUUACCAAAGAUGGAAGGUUCAUCGUUGCGACGGAAUCUGGCAACGUGCUAGUUUGGAACGUUGGAACUCAGUCGGUGCUUUUCAAAGAAGAACAACCGAGUGUGAAGCAGGUUCUUCUCGUCGACGAAGACACGAAAUUCGCGACAGUCACUAGAACAGGAACAGUGGGAGAAGGCAAAGUGUUUUUGGUGACACGGGAAAUACCGGAUGGGAACAAGUUGUACAGCGUCGAGUAUCCGAUACGACAAAUGAAGCCCGUGGCUGUCACUUCCGACGGCUUGUUUUUGAUCAUUUCCGGCUACGAGAAAAUGAAGGACACGCUGAUGAUUCAUCACGUGAAGACAGGCACUUUGCUUCACAAGAUCGUUCCCAGGUAUCACAACAUGAAAGAUUUCCACACCAUCAUCCCCAUGCCAAACAAGCCCACGCAAAUCUGCCUCAUCGACCCGGACAAGACAAACAUUAUAGAUAUCAAGACCAAAAAGUUUGUGCGGUCGAUCUUGAAAUGGGGCGGAAGAUGCACCAGAGACGGGAAAUACGGAUUGUUCGCACCUUCUCGCGGAGGACUGGAAAUCAUCGAGUUGAAACACGGCAAAUCUGUGAAAACGCUGAUACCCAAGGUCGCUGAGGGAGUUUUCUCCAACAUAACCAUGUUCUCGAAAACGGACGAGUACGUCUUGUAUUACCACGGUGGAAAGAACACUCUGCGGGUUUUCAGAACCUGUGACGGGAAGAUGAUCUCAAAUUAUCGGAUCCAGGCGGAGUUGUCGUCCAUUGAGACCACAGAAGACGGAAAAAGCGUGAUCAUCGGCACCGUUGACGGAUGUCUAACCGUUCUCACCAUCGCUGAUCCCGCGAAACCGGAAAUGAAAGACUAUUUGAGCAAACUUCCGUCCCGCAACGAGGAAGUAAGAGUCUUGGCUGACGACGCCGAUGAAGACAAACGCGGGAAGCGACGCGAAUACAAAGCUUGCGAACAGAGGAUGAAAAUGUUCAAAGCAGCAGCUAGAGUAGUCGUGCUUGGAGGAGCGAAAGACAAGUUGCAAGAUGAACUGGACAUAGAUGAUCCAAGACACUGGACUCCUAAAGGGAACGAAAUUUUGAAAACACUGGGGAAAACGCCGGAUAUCCUUAAGAAAUGA